CGGGGCUCGGCGCGAGAGAGGGACGACGGAAGAGACCGGCAGGUGUGGGCGCGGGGCCGAGCAGCCCGACGGCGGGAGUCGCAGUCGCUCGGUGCAUGGGCCAGUGAGGACGCGCGGAGAUCCCCUCGCCGCGACGGAGGCGGAGCAGCGCCAAAGCAAGGCGCUGUCCGGCGACCCUGCGUCCGAGUGAGCGGAACCUUGCGCUUCGGCAGGGGACGGUCCGAAGUCCGCGCUAUGGAAGAGGAGAAAUAUUUGCCUGAGCUGAUGGCAGAGAAAGAUAGCCUGGAUCCAUCUUUUGUGCAUGCAUCGCGCCUUUUGGCGGAAGAAAUUGAAAAAUUUCAAGGUUCUGAUGGAAAAAAGGAAGAUGAAGAAAAGAAAUAUCUUGAUGUCAUCAGCAACAAAAACAUAAAGCUCUCAGAAAGAGUAUUGAUUCCUGUCAAGCAAUAUCCAAAGUUCAAUUUUGUGGGGAAAUUGCUGGGACCAAGAGGAAACUCCUUGAAGAGACUACAGGAAGAAACAGGUGCUAAAAUGUCUAUCCUGGGCAAAGGAUCAAUGAGAGAUAAAGCAAAGGAAGAAGAAUUAAGGAAGAGUGGGGAAGCCAAAUAUGCCCACUUGAGUGAUGAACUUCAUGUAUUAAUUGAAGUGUUUGCUCCACCUGGGGAAGCUUAUUCACGAAUGAGUCAUGCAUUGGAAGAGAUUAAAAAAUUCCUGGUUCCCGACUACAAUGAUGAGAUUCGUCAGGAACAGCUACGUGAAUUAUCUUACUUAAAUGGCUCAGAGGACUCUGGUCGUGGCAGAGGCAUUAGAGGCAGAGGGAUCAGAAUAGCUCCCACAACCCCUUCAAGGGGCCGUGGGGGUGCCAUUCCUCCCCCACCACCACCUGGACGAGGUGUACUCACCCCUCGAGGGACUACUGUGACUCGUGGAGCUCUUCCAGUGCCCCCUGUAGCAAGAGGUGUCCCAACCCCACGAGCCCGGGGGGCACCAACAGUGCCAGGAUAUAGGGCACCCCCUCCUCUAGCCCAUGAAGCUUAUGAAGAAUAUGGGUAUGAUGAGGCUACGGGGGUGAAUAUGAUGACCAGACCUAUGAGACUUACGAUAACAGCUAUGCCACCCAAACGCAAAGCACCAGAAGAAUGGGCCACAACCCGCUCCAGCCUGAAGGCACCACCACCAAGGUCAGCCAGAGGGGGAUACAGGGAGCACCCCUAUGGUAGAUAUUGAAGGUCCUUCUCACCCGUGACCUCACCUCAAAGACAAUUCAUAGCCUGUGGUCUCCACAUAAACAGCAACAAGACAAGUAAUAGUCCUUUUUUUUUUUCUAUUCUAGGGAUAACUGCUCAUGAUUUCUCCCAUAUAUUUCUUGUAUUUCCCCCUAUACUGUUGGUGUGACAUUGACACUAGUAUUAUUUUACAAAAUGGACUAAAAAAGACAUUGGCAAGCAUUGUCUAUAAACCAUUCAGUAGGAUGAUAUUCUCUUAGUUGUUUUUCAUUGUUGUGUGUAAACUUCUUUUUUCUUUUUUUUUCUUUUUCUUUCUUUUUUUUUUUUUUUUUAAGAAAGAGCAUGAAUCUGUUAACAGAUUUUGAGUCUCAAUCAUCUAGCAAAAACUUUGUUUAGGGUUGCUAAAAGACUGUAAUAUGAUUUUUGAACUAGCUGAUAAUAAAGUUGUAGAUAAGAUGUUUUAACCUGUCUUUUAAUAUCUGUUAGUUAGAUGAAGAUGUUCGAUAUUAAGUUUGUAAAUUUAAUUUUAAAUGCUGUUUUAAUGGAGUUGAAAACAAGCAGCUACUGUAUGUAUGUAGCUAACUGAAUUUGUUCAGUGUUUUAACCUGUAUUUGUUAAAAAAGAAAAAAAAAACACACAUAAAGUUCCAUGUGUAAGCUACUCUAAAUAGGAAACCACAAUUUGUCAAAUAUGUUUGCCAUAAUUUGUCAAUAAAGCUGAAAACUUUUGUAAAAACUAAAUUUGGAAUUACUUGUUUUCUAGCUUUAAAUGCCUGCUUUAUUUCUUCUUCAAGAGAUGCCUAAAAUGUUUUCUAUUUAAAAAUUACAAAAAUGAACCCAAGCUUGUUUUAAGAUAUUUGUGUAAUACUUAAAAAUGUAUUAAUAACUUAUGGUUGUUAAAUAAUUUAAAAGUUAACAAACUAAACUGUUACAUGAAUCAUGGUUAGUAAACACUAAUGUAUAACAUGUUAAUGGAAA
This is a messenger RNA of Lutra lutra (Eurasian river otter), 2200 nucleotides long. RefSeq names its product KH RNA binding domain containing, signal transduction associated 2 (gene KHDRBS2). Gene Ontology annotation, molecular function: mRNA binding; poly(A) binding. Gene Ontology annotation, biological process: regulation of alternative mRNA splicing, via spliceosome. NCBI's taxonomy places the organism in Eukaryota, Metazoa, Chordata, Mammalia, Carnivora, Mustelidae. The transcript is spliced from 8 exons. The record is from RefSeq and is a predicted model, not a curated record. Gene Ontology annotation, cellular component: nucleus. Bases 235 to 1224 code for a protein of 329 amino acids.